Molecule: messenger RNA, 3709 nt
Organism: Telopea speciosissima
Lineage: Eukaryota; Viridiplantae; Streptophyta; Magnoliopsida; Proteales; Proteaceae
Exons: 2
Coding region: 148-3438 (1096 amino acids)
Source: RefSeq, a predicted model, not a curated record
UUCUCGCUUUCUCUCUCUCCCCUGAUCUCCCCUUCCUUCACUUUCACAUGAAUCGAUUUCUUUGCAGAUCCCACAAAGUUUCUAUCACUGGAGCAAAAACACAUCGAUUUCGUCUUCAGAGUGCUUCUCUGAAACAUUUCCCUUGGAAUGGAAAACCCAGAAACCCUAGCGGACGGCGGGGUUGCGUCGGAAUCAGCUAAAGCUCAAACCAUGGUAGAAGAGACCAUCAAAGUUGAAUCUGGGGUGGACGGCGGGGUUGCGUCGGAAUCAGCUAAAGCUCAAACCUUGGAAGAAGAGACCAUCAAAGUUGAAUCUAGGGUUACCAAUGAGACCUUGACCGGACAUUUGCCAUCGGAUGUUCGAGGUGACGGAAUUCAAGAAAAUGGUAUUAGGGUUUCCAUAAACAAUAUGGAAGGUAUUGGCGGUGACGCAACGACUCGGAUGGAAGGGGUGACAUCUGUGCUUGACAAGGAGACAGAUGGAACCGGGAUUGGUUAUGCGGUCCUGGAUGAUGGAAGCCGGGUGGCAGCAGUGGAGUUGCAAGAGAAUGGUAAAGAGUUUGGUUUUCCUGACGAGAAUGACAAGAAGAUUGUGGAGGGAAAUGUUAGUGUUACUGUUGUAGAGUCUGGUUCGGCAAUGAAUGAAAACAAGGAGAGUAGUGUUCCCCAGAUAUUGCCGGAAAUCGUGUUAAAUGGGGAUGUCUCUAUUGAGUUGAACGGUGGUGACUCUACUACGAAGAUUGAAGUAUCAGGGGACGGUGUACCGCUUGUCGUAGAGAUUCAUGGUUCCUGUGAGGCGUAUGAGAAGAGCUGCGGGGUUAAUAACACCGUGCUUAAGCCCGAAGGAGGUUUAUUAGCUGAAAAUGGGGAAAAUCCAGAUGAUAAAUUCUCAGGAAAGUAUGUGCCCAUGGUGGAGACCGAGAAGAUUAACGGUGUGGAAGACAAGGAAGAGAAAGAAGUAGAUGGUGGAGAAGAGCAGGAGGAAGUAUAUGAUCAAGAACAUGAGUUCUCAGUUGGUGAUUUUGUGUGGGGCAAAAUUAAAAGUCACCCAUGGUGGCCUGGGCAGAUCUAUGAUCCUUCUGAUGCAUCUAAGUAUGCUGCAAAGUGCCGUCGAAGGGACCGUCUCUUGGUAGCAUACUUUGGCGAUGGCACUUUCGCUUGGUGUCAUCCGUCUCAGUUAAAGCCUUUUAAGGAGAACUUUGAACUUAUGUGGAACCAAAGCAAUUCUAAGAGCUUCGUUAAUGCUGUUCAGGUGGCUGUGGAUGAGAUUGGCAGGCGUGUAGAGUUGGAGAUGACUUGUGCUUGUGUACCAGAAGAAAUCCGAAACAGAUUUGCUAGACCAUUGGCUGUGAAUGCUGGAAUCAAGGAAGGAGUAUCUGUGCCAGAUGGUGGGAUUGGUGAACUCACAAUCACUCGGUAUGAACCUGCUAAAUUUCUUGCCCAACUAAGCGAUGUUGCAGAGGUUGUUUCAGUGAACAGUAUACUGGAGCAUAAAGUGUUAUGCAGUUGUUUAUCAGCCUUCUAUCGUGCCAAAGGUUACCGGCAAUUGCCCAUGUACUAUGAAGCCGAUGGAAUCGCCUCUACUGAAGACUCUGCUGUAAAUGAAGAAAUGUGUAAGAGCAUUUUAGAUGGUCAGGAGGGGGAAUUGAACCUACAUCCAGCUGAAGUGGAGUGGCUUUCUUCACCGGUAGACCCUGAGAUUGGCAAAUAUUGCAAAAUUUCAUCCCAGAGGUGGCCAGGGAGUUCGGAUGACAAGUUAUAUCAGAGAAAGAAGCAGAAAAGCAUGGCUGAACUUUUGGCAGGGGAUGUCGAUGUUGAUCAUCGGAGGAGUGAGAGUGAUACUGCCGGUGAAGUUAUCUCAGGUAAACCAGCAUCUACUUCAAAGAAAAGGAAGAAGAAGGACUAUGAAGAUGGCAUUAAUGUAGCAAAAGAUUCAGGUGGCAAUAAUAAGGGUCUGCAAACUAAGAAGCUGAAGAAAAGGAAGCUUUCAGUAUCUAUUCCAACUGCAGAGGAGAAAUUCUCCGACAUUGACAACGAUGAGGGAGCAGAUGAAGCAUCUUUGAUGAGCUCCUCCCCAAGGGUGAGGAAGAAGAGCAAAUACUUGUCACCUCCCUACACAGACCUAAGCAGGGGGAAGAGCUUGAAUUCGCCAAACGUUUCUCAAACAGUGUCUCCGAAGGCUUACAAAGUUUCCUCUAUAGUGGAAUGCAUCCGUAGAGAUGCAGAUCAGCUUACUGGGACCCCUCCAGUCAUAAGGUGUAGCGGUCAGACUUUUCAGAAGAAACCCUCUAAGCAUAGCGGUCAGACUCUUCAGAAGAAACCCUCUGAGGAGAGUGGUGCUCAGCGCAAGACAUAUGGUAACUUAAGCCCUCGAACACUGAAUAGUGGCAAUUACAAGAAUAGUUUCAUGGAAGGCAAUGCUUUUAUGGAUGAAAUGUUCUCUGACUUUCUUACUAUAGCUUUGGAUCCUUUUUAUCUAACGGGGAUGCAACGCUUUGAUACAUUCAAGAGUUUCUUUUCCAGAUUUAGGAGCUCUGUGUAUCAUAAUAAAUCCAAAUUUAAGACGGACAAUGAACAGUUAGCUGUUCGAGGCAGUAGAAAAAGGAAGUCCUUAGAGAGUAAUCCGGGUUCAUCUGGGCAAGAUUCCCAUGCAACUGAUCGUCCAUCUUCUGAACCUAAGUCUAAAAGAAAGAGUGGAGAAAUGGAGAAAGCAUUUCCACAGAAUCCCCGAAAUGAAUUGCCACAAGUUGAUGGCACAUCAGGUUUGCAGACGGACCAUAGCAGAGAGGAAACCAAAGAUGAAUCUUCUGCCGCAUCAGCUCUUCUCUUGAUAUUUGCACCAGGAAUCUCUUUGCCUUUGAAAGAUGAUCUGAUCACAAUAUUUGGAAGGUUUGGUGCUUUGAAUGAAAAGGAAACUGAUGUAUUGAAAGAUUCAAAUUGUGCUCGGGUUGCCUUUGUGAGGAGCUCCGAUGCAGUAGAAGCCUUCAACAGUUCCCAAAAGGUCAGCCCCUUUGGACAAGCAGUUGUUAAUUACCGUCUUCGUUAUUCAUCUGCCAUUUCUGGGGCAUCAGAACGCGAUGAAAGCUCACAUCUGCAGCCAACCCCUCUGCCCGUUGAAGGAAAUGAGCCUUCAGCAAACCCAGCUGCUUCCAGGCUGUCUGCCAUUUCUGGGGCAUCAGGACUUGAUGAAAGCUCACAUCUGCAACCAACCCCUCUGCCCACAGAAGGAAAUGAGCCCUCAGCAAACCCAUCUGCUUCGAGGCUGACUGCUGGUGACACUGCACCUCUAGAUUUUAUAAAACAAAACCUUGAGAUUAUGACAUCUGUGCUGGAGAAUUCAGGAGAAAAAAUAUUACCGGGGGUGAAAGAAAACUUGGAGGGUGAUAUUAAAGGCCUCCUGAAGAAAUUAAGCACAAUGGAUGACUCUUCCUCGUCUUAGCUCCAAGUCUAUCAUUUGGAGUCAUUCUCUUCUACCCUCUUUUUCCUUUAUUUGUUCUCAUUAGGCUGCUGCUGCUGCUGCGCAUACUUAGAAUAGAGUUUGUUGGAGUCUAUAUUUCUUCCUUUGUAGGGUGACUUAUCGUGAAUGUGUUCAGUCUAGGAAUACUGGAUUUGGUUCUUUAAAGUUAUUUAACUUGCUAGUCUCUGAUCUAUUCCUUGUAAUUUAGUGGUUAUGGUUUCCCUAGUGGAAAUACCAAGAAUCAUCCUCACAA